This is a messenger RNA of Grus americana (Whooping crane), 3018 nucleotides long. RefSeq names its product zinc finger DHHC-type palmitoyltransferase 4 (gene ZDHHC4). The coding region runs from base 271 to 1302 and encodes 343 amino acids. The transcript has 7 exons. Gene Ontology annotation, biological process: protein targeting to membrane; peptidyl-L-cysteine S-palmitoylation. NCBI's taxonomy places the organism in Eukaryota, Metazoa, Chordata, Aves, Gruiformes, Gruidae. Gene Ontology annotation, cellular component: Golgi apparatus; endoplasmic reticulum. The record is from RefSeq and is a predicted model, not a curated record. Gene Ontology annotation, molecular function: protein-cysteine S-palmitoyltransferase activity.
GCCCGGGCGGGUGCUGGACGCCGGCUGGAGAGGCGCCGUCCUUGGAAACGGACCUUCUGAACGGCUCGGGCAGAGCGGGCCAGCCGGACUGCUCUCCCGGGGCAGGGCAGGGCCGGCCCAGGGGCACCUCCGGCCCAGGGGCACCUCCCGCCGCGGCGCCCGCUUCCGGGUGGCGCCGGGCCCUUCCGCCGCCGCAGAUGCCCGAGCGGCCGGGCCGGAGGGUGCUCGGCGAUCGAUUAGCCGGUCUCGGGGAGGGGCGGUGGGCUCAGGAUGGACUUUCUGACACUCUUCUUGAUUUACUUGUGUUUUGUUCUCACUUCUGUUGCUCUACUCUGCAUCUGUUCGGGAAGGAAGGAGAGUUUCCUCCUAAGAAGUGUCAAUAGUGCAACCCAGGUGUUGUCAUUUGUAAUCCCCACACAGCUCCAGAGAGUGACGCAGAGGGUGCUUCACAGGCUCUUCCACACAAGAAACUGUUUGUUUGUUGUCCUGCACGUGGCCUUGCAAGCUGCAGUGUAUGGGGAAUACACAUGGGAAGUGUUUGUUUACUGCUGGGAGCUGCAAUUCCACCUCCUCCUCCUGCUGCUGCCCUACCUGCUGCUGGCUGGGAAUGUGGGCUGCUUCAUACUCUGCUCCCGCACCAAUCCUGGUGUAAUAACAAAAUCAAAUCAUGCAUCAUUGGUUAAGAUUUAUGCAUAUGAUGGUGUAUUAUUUCAGAAAGGCAUCGUAUGUUCUACAUGCAACAUGGAAAAGCCAGCCAGAUCAAAACAUUGUAGUUUCUGCAGUAUGUGCGUACAUCGUUUUGAUCACCACUGCGUGUGGGUCAACAACUGCAUUGGUGCCUUCAAUGCAAAAUACUUCUUCCUUUACCUCCUCACACUGAGUGCCAUGGCUGCAACCAUUGCAACCAUCACAGCAGCAUUUCUCAUCCAAGUGGUCCUGCUGUCAGAUAUGAUGCAUGGACGUUACGUUGAUGACCAAGGACAAGAGCAUGCUGUUGAGAUUCUCUUUCUCAUUCAGCACCUUUUCUUGACUUUUCCUAGGAUUGUCUUCAUGCUUGGUUUUGUUAUUCUUCUCACACUCGUGCUGGGUGCAUACUGCUGCUUCAAUCUAUAUUUGACCUUAACCAACCAAACUUCCAAUGAAUGGUAUAAAUCCAGAAGAUACGGGUGUUCCCACCAUCUAACAUUGCAGCCUCAUGACAGACAAGUUGUCUACAAAAACAUUUAUUCUAAAGGAGUCUGGAUGAAUGUAAAGGAAAUCUUUAAGCCUCCUACAGUGUUGGAAAGAAAGAAGAAAACAUGAAGAUACUCUUCUUUUUAAUGUGCAUUUUUAAACUUUUUGUAGGAAUUUAUUUCAGCAGUGCACUUUGAUGCCCCAAACAACCUUUGUAAAAGGAUUACUGUAUUUCAAUUAAGUAAUUGGAAACUAUGCUUUCAUAAAGCCGACCAGUCUUCAAACAGCUAGAGUUCUUCCAGGUUUAUCUGUACUACUGCUUGUACCAGUGGCCUGUUAAGUCUUUUCAGACACAAUCACAGUACAGAAGCAAGCUGGACUAGAGUUAGGUUCUGCUAAGGAACACAUACACAAGGAACUUUUUUUUUUUUUUUUUUUACGGUUACUGUUUUGUAUGGUGCAUAACAUAUACCACUGUGUAACAGGCAAAUGGAGUUUCUGAGUUACUUUGCUAUAUUCCUGUAAAGUCUCCUGCAGGAAGACCUACUUAAAAUGUACCAAUGUCACACAUGUGGAAGUGGCACUUGUCUGUCAAUUAUUUGUGUUUUUUCCCCCCCUGCAGGAAAAUAGUAACUCACAGCUGACUGCAGUAUUCUGAUUAACAGUGCCUCACAGAGCACUAUUUAAGAUAAUUCACUUGGUGAGAUCUCUGAGGUUAAGCUUAGUUCUCUUGUUUCCUUGUUAGAGGGACCAGUAGUGAAUUUGCUGGUAUGGAGAGGCAAGUUUGGCCCAUCUUACUGAAGUGAAUCUUUUUCUCUGUACAUGCAUUUGCAAGGGAAAAGCAAACAAAGCACUGCUGUGAACUUUGAGGAAGCAUCUUUUUGUAAGUACCAAAUGAUUAAUCCAUUACUGUUAACAAUGUGUAGAACAGGUUGUAUGUAUUUAGCUGGAAAACAACAUGAUUACUGGCAGAAUCUUAACCUGCAGAAACCAUGUUAUACUGCAGAUUUGUACUAGUAAUUUCAGAAAAGAAGCUACUGCAAGUGCCAUUUCUCCUUACCUGCUAAGUCUCUUUCUUGGUACCUAUUUUCAACUUGUUCAAAAUAAGAUGCCAUUUCAGCCUUAGAGUCAUGAAAAUAGUGGACUUUUGGACAGAAUUUGAGCAUCCUGAAAAGGGUAUGGGAAAUGUGAUACUUAGCUCUCAACAUACAGGUUGUGGCAGAUGACAAACUUAAUCCUUCCGGCAUUUCUCAUCUUUAUUCCAUUGUUUGAUGUAUCUGCUUACAGCAAGCUCAACCAUGUCUUAGGCAUUUCUUUGUAUUUUGGGCAUUUUGCAGCAGGGGAAGUUAGAGUUGCUGAGGUUGUUUCUAGGGCUGCUCACCUCCAGCCACUGAACAGGCCACUUCAGAAGCACAGCAGUGCUGUGGUCUUCCACUUCUGUACAGGGAUUCUCAAGGUGAACACUGAAAGGCAGUUCAUCAGUGUCCCUCAAGAGUGGAAGACAAAAGUAAACCUACAGCUAUGCAAGUGACCUUCUGAAAUCCCUCUAACUAGGGAUCACUUGAAAUAUCUCCAAAGCAUAGAUGUACUGUCUGCUUUUAGAGCCUUGGGCUUGUUUUGGGAAAAAUAGUGUGUUUGACUCACCCACCAAUGAGGGUUUCUUUUAAGCACAAUGUUAAGCGGCCCUGUUCUCUUUCCAGAAACUCUUCUGUUUGAGUGAUAAUAGAGCAGAAAUUGGAAAAAUGUAGUAAGAACUUUAAAUAACUUUAUUUUUAAAAAUGUAUUUAUUUACAUGCCGAAUCUGUACAAUAUGCAAUUAAAAAUCCAUAUAUGGUUUAAAAAAAA